Molecule: messenger RNA, 1264 nt
Organism: Rhagoletis pomonella (apple maggot)
Lineage: Eukaryota; Metazoa; Arthropoda; Insecta; Diptera; Tephritidae
Product: leucine-rich repeat and death domain-containing protein 1
Exons: 6
Coding region: 114-1211 (365 amino acids)
Molecular function (GO): protein binding
Source: RefSeq, a predicted model, not a curated record
CAGUGAUUUAUCUCCAGCUUCUGCUCUCAAGCGCGCUUCACAGCGCCCAUUACACAACGAAAAUUGAUCAGCAUAAAACACGCCUUCCUUUUCCCAUACCACGCUGCACCACCAUGAAUAAAACGACACUGCACUGGAGCUAUCUUAACUUCAAAGAUGUGCCCAUGGACCUGUAUCUAUACGAAGAUCUCGAAGAGGUGUACCUGAAGGAGAACUUUAUCACCACCAUUCCCAAAUGGCUGUUGAAUGUUACAACUUUAAAGUUCAUACACUUGGCAGGCAAUAAUCUCAACGCGCUUCCCGAAGAAAUGUACUUGUUGGAAAAUCUGGAAUUUCUUGAUGUCUCGAAUAAUCAGAUACGUGAGCUCCCAAAAACUAUUGGGUUGAUGGACCGGCUGCAGCGUUUUAAUGUGAGUGGCAACGAACUGACGGAACUGCCCGCUGAAAUUGGUGCGUUAAAACAACUGGAAGAACUAAACCUUUCCAAGAAUCACCUUAAACGUCUGCCAAUUCAACUAAGCGAGUGUCAACGGCUACACGAACUCAACCUCAGUGAUAAUGUCAAUAUCUGGCAUAUACCCGAACGAAUCUCUUACUUGCCUUCCCUACAAUCACUCUCAGCAGAUCGUUGCGCGCUCAUUUAUCUUCCGGUUGCGCUCUCCAAGUUUCUCAACCAUGUGCGCAUCUUUCACAACACAUCCAUUACACAUGUGCCUAUGAUUUACGAAAAGUUCUUCCAAACUUUCUAUGAUAAUCGUUCGAAAGCAACACCAAUGUCGGUGUCGCACGAUAGUUUCUUCUGGGUGUUAGAGAAAGAAACCAAUACCAGUUUAUUGCUACCUUUUGGAACCCGUCGUAUCUUUAGCGUACCAUCGCUGGACAACCAAGUAACGCUGUACGAUGACUGUAUUCGAGCGGUUCAAUAUCUGGGACGCUUUAUGCCCUUGUGGGAGAAUGUGGCGCUGAAGCAAAUGCUACCUGAAAAGUACAUUUAUGAUCAUAUAGUCAAUGGACCCACCGCUCGUUGUACGAUGUUCAAUUGCUCCAAUCCGCUGUAUACUACUUACUACUUUAUGGCUGUGAAAAGACGUGGUAGUACAUCGAAGCAAAUUUUUACCUGUUACUUUUGCUCAAAUCACUGUGCGAACUUAUGGCUGAUGGACAACGGGAAAAAGUAUUAUCAGCUGGACUGGGAGGUUUGUGAUCUUUAAAGCGUCUUAGUAAAAAAUAGAAGUCUAUGUAAAUAUUAAUUAAGGGAAGUAAA